Molecule: messenger RNA, 696 nt
Organism: Centruroides sculpturatus (bark scorpion)
Lineage: Eukaryota; Metazoa; Arthropoda; Arachnida; Scorpiones; Buthidae
Product: TBC1 domain family member 13-like
Exons: 4
Biological process (GO): intracellular protein transport; activation of GTPase activity
Molecular function (GO): GTPase activator activity
Source: RefSeq, a predicted model, not a curated record
AUUCAUUGUUUUAUAUAUUACAGACGCUUAUGUCCAGACAUAUCAUUUUUUCAACAACCGACAGAUUAUCCUUGCAUACAAAUUGUAGAAAAUACAGAAGUUGAAUCAUUUAGGGAAAGAGUAAAGCAAACUGCAUUAAGUUCUGCAAAUGUUAUUCGCAGUAGAGCUGGAAUUACAAAUAUUUCACUUUCUAAAAAAAGAGCACAUGAUGAAUAUCAGUAUUUGCCUCAAGGCCAAGAAGCACAUUGGGAGGUGGUAGAACGAAUAUUAUUUCUCUAUGCAAAAUUAAAUCCAGGUCAAAGUUAUGUUCAGGGAAUGAAUGAAAUAAUUGGACCAAUUUAUUAUACAUUUGCUUCCGAUCUUAAUCCUGAAUGGAGUAGGUAUGCUGAAGCUGAUUGUUUCUUCUGUUUUACUAACCUUAUGUCUGAAAUUAGAGAUUUUUUCAUUAAAUCUCUAGAUGAGUCUUCUAGUGGAAUUGGUUCAAUGAUGAAUCGACUAAUGAAUAUGUUAAAUCACUAUGAUUAUGAUGUAUGGUUUCGUUUACAAGAAUUAGAAUUAAUGCCGCAAUAUUAUAGUUUCAGAUGGAUAACACUUUUAUUAUCUCAGGAAUUUCCUCUUCCAGGUAUUUUCAGAAAUAUUAGUGCAAAAACAAUUUGGUAAAAACUUUUUUUAUUAAUUUAUAAAUUAAUAUAGACU